ACUGAUAUUCUUUUGCCCGAACGACACUUAUUUUGGUAUCAUUUAGAGGUUUUAGCAUCUAUAACUGUGCAUGCCAAAUAUAAAAGAUUUAGCAGAUGACGGUGGAUCUAUACUGGACGAAAGGCAGUUAUGAAUUAUGGAUUAGUUCACUGCCUGCCAGUCUUGAAAAGAUGUAUUUUCUUUGAGAAUUGAUGAGCAUUGUCACUUGCAACUACUGGCUGACAAUGAUUCAUCAAUGAGCUUCCACUCAGGUAGAGGAUUGCAAAUUCCUGAUCCCUGGGAUUGGAUGUAGUUUUAAGCCUCAUUUCUGUUUAUCUACCAUCAAAUAUUUUGUUAUCUUGUUUCUACCCCUUUCCUAAGGGUAAUGAAAGAGACCUGCCUUUUGUUGGCCAUGAAAGAUUGCAUUUUCUUCUACUUGUACGUUUCUGUGUUGAAAGCAUGCAUCUCAAUGGGAAAAUUACUGUCACAUAUUCUGGUAGUGCUAGACUAAUAGGCCUUCUAUAACAUCUUACCGGGCUUGAGAGCAACACUUUAAUGGCCCAUUUCUUGAUACUUCAUACUUAGCAUUUGUUAAGACUUGCUGAGGCUUCAAGUUCAACAACCUUCAAUUCAUGCAUUUGUUGUGCACCCAUAUACAUGCUAUUUAUCUUGCGAUGGAUAAUGAAGAGCCAUGAAAACUUUUAAAGGGGGCAGAAUUGUGACUAGAGAUAAAUCUUAGCACGAUUGAUCCAAGUAAAUUCUAGUUGUGCGGAGCAUGAAUAAUUUCGCUGUCAACUGUUCCAGACCAAUAAAACUUGGAAAAGCCUUCCGUUGGUAUAGCUCUGGUGUCUUUGCAUUUCCCAGAAAAUUCUCUCUUCUACAAAUUGCAGUUGCCUGGUAUGAUCUCUCUCAACCCAAUCAUGGCUUCUUAUGUGCAAGAGCUGCAUUUUUCUCACCUAAACAUCCCCAUAACUAUUAGCAAUAUAGUUCCGAUCGUGCCUGCGGGUCCCAUACCAGCUGUCUCAGGUGAUAGCCUUUACCUUUCAAAUCUUGAUGAUAUGAUUGGAGCUCGUGUAUUCACCCCAACAGUAUAUUUCUACAGAGCAGAUUACUUAGAUUCUGAUAGAAAAUCUGUCGUGAAAGCAUUAAGUGAUGCUUUAGCCUGUGUUUUAGUUCCUUACUACCCUUUAUCUGGUAGGCUGAGAGAAACCAAGAAUGGAAAGUUGGAGGUCUUUUUUGGACCAGAGCAGGGUGCACUUCUUAUUGAGGCAUACUCAGAGAUGGCCUUAGCUGAACUAGGAGAUCUCACGGUGCCAAACCCAGCAUGGGCACCAUUGAUUUACAGGUUCCCAGAUGAAGAACCUUACAAAUUACUUGACAUGCCUUUGCUUAUUGCUCAGGUGACUCUGUUCAGCUGCGGUGGCUUUAGCCUAGGCUUGAGACUCUGCCAUUGCAUGUGUGAUGGCAUUGGCGCUAUGCAGUUUCUUGGAGCAUGGGCAGCCACAGCCAGGUCUGGCACCUUGGUGACAAAUCCUGAACCCUCUUGGGACAGGGAAGUUCUUCAGCCUCGCAACCCGCCAAUGGUAAAAUAUCCUCAUAUCGAGUUUAUGAGAAUAGACGAUGGCUCAAGCCUAACAAUGUCUUUAUGGCAAGGAAAGCUUGUACAGAAGUGCUACCGAAUCAGCCGAGAGUUUCAAACUCAACUGAAAUCUCUAGCUCAAACAAAUGAGAUGUUUGCCUGCACUACUUUUGAUGCCAUGGCAGCUCAUAUUUGGAGGUCAUGGGUGAAAGCUAUAGAUGUAAAACCACAAGAAUAUAAGCUUAGGUUAACAUUCUCUGUCAAUGCUCGUCAUAAGCUUAAAAACCCGCCAUUAAAAGAUGGAUUCUAUGGCAAUGUGGUAUGUGUAGCAUGUGCAGUCAGCUCUGUGUACGAGCUUGUCAACGGAAGGCUUGCCGAUACUACCCGUUUAGUACGUGAAGCGCGGAUUAGUGUCUCAGAGGAAUACCUGAAAUCAACAAUAGAUUAUGUGGAGGUGGAUAGGCCACAAAGGCUUGAAUUUGGAGGGAAAUUGUCAAUAACACAAUGGACAAGAUUUUCCAUGUACGAGUCUGCAGAUUUUGGGUGGGGAAGACCAGUUUAUGCAGGUCCAAUAGACCUGACCCCAACGCCACAAGUCUCAGUAUUCCUGCCAGAAGGAGAGGCUGACCCCAGUGGAAGAAUGGUGGUCUGCAUUUGCUUGCCUGAAUCUGCAACCAGUAGAUUUACAGAGUAUUUGUGUUGUCUUGAUUAUUCAACUGAUGAAUAUGUUAAUAUGAAAAAGCUGCUAUAGUAAAGGUUCUAAAUAGGUAGCACAGCAACAAGAGUGCUACCUAGUUUUAUUAGUUACAAAACUAUAAAAACCUUUUAAAACUUCAGUGACUGUUGAUAAUAUCAUUAGAAGCCAGUGUGAUCGUCA
This is a messenger RNA of Ricinus communis (castor bean), 2435 nucleotides long. RefSeq names its product omega-hydroxypalmitate O-feruloyl transferase. Gene Ontology annotation, molecular function: acyltransferase activity, transferring groups other than amino-acyl groups. The coding region runs from base 879 to 2309 and encodes 476 amino acids. The transcript has a single exon. The record is from RefSeq and is a predicted model, not a curated record. NCBI's taxonomy places the organism in Eukaryota, Viridiplantae, Streptophyta, Magnoliopsida, Malpighiales, Euphorbiaceae.